AUGGGUGCUAGUACGGACCCCUCGUGGGUUUCGUUUCUGGAUCCAUAUGUUUGGCUGGACUAUUUUCAUAUUCUUGGAUGGUACGCAUGUUCACCUUUUGUAUGGCUUGGAAUUUAUACGUGGAUCAUCUGGCGACGUGUUGAGGCUAGAAGGAAGAUUGGUAGAAAAACUUUUCUAUUCGCCAAAACUGUCCUUCCAAUUGUUUUCACAGUUUUCUGCGCUUCCGGACAUUUGCAUUUAUCAUUGGACCACCCAAUCAAAGAAUUCCUGCUUUAUGUUUUCGCAAUAUCUGUUCACAUUUUGAUAUUUGUGGGAAUAUUGAUUAUACAACCUGCGAAGGAGAAAUUGGAGCAUCGGAAUUCGGAUUUAUGGAUUAUCCACUACCUAAUUCUCAUCACUUCCUGGUGUCUUGUUCAAUGGUUUCUAUAUUUCUACUUCCCACCUGUAAAUAUCCCUUUUGAAAUGGACGAUGGAGGAAAACGAUUCGCCGAAGUUCUAACUUGCGCUCUUUCCUUGUCCAUCCCUGCUCUGGUGCUUGUGCUGAUUGCCGAGUCUGUGCUCUGCUUUAGAGCACCAUGUCUUGUUUAUAAAAAAGAUGGCGUGGAUACCGGAGGUUUCUUUUUGAUUCAUGACGAAUGGUUGGAGAUAGUUCGAGAAUCUUACGAAGUGAAUGUACCAGUGAAUCCAAAAAGGAAAAUUAUAGUGUCAGCUGCAGAAGGUCCAAGAAGAACGUUUAGAAAUAAGAAGAAUAAGAAGCACAAGCAGAAGAAAUGA
Messenger RNA from Caenorhabditis briggsae, 774 nucleotides. The record is from RefSeq and is a predicted model, not a curated record. The transcript is spliced from 2 exons. NCBI's taxonomy places the organism in Eukaryota, Metazoa, Nematoda, Chromadorea, Rhabditida, Rhabditidae. The coding region runs from base 1 to 774 and encodes 257 amino acids.